UGAUGACAGCGCAUCCAGAACGGUCCUAAAGAAGAGGAGGGAUUUCCUCUCCUCCUCCUGCUGCUUCUCAACAUCCACCUCUUGCUCUCCCUGAAGGAUGAGUCUGCCGGCUGGUCUUGCACCUGCCUCAUCCUUCCUCUUUUUGCAGCUGGGUGGCCGAAAGGACCCGAUUUAACCCGGGAAGUCAGUGAGCAAACAAAGCUGAAGACGUUGUUCGUCAUCCACUGAUGCAAGGCUGCGUCUAGACAGCCGUGAGACAGCAUCUUCAGCGGUGGCACGUCAUUAGCACCACAAGUGGACAAGUCUCUGAGGAGGGUUUGCUGAUCACUGGAGUUCAGAGAGGAGGCCGUGGUGUCAUCUCUUCACAGACCCAUUUAAAGCUCACCAUGUCGGACAAAAGUGACCUAAAAGCAGAGCUUGAGCGUAAGAAACAGCGCCUCGCCCAAAUCAGGGAGGAGAAGAAGAAAAGGGAGGAGGAGAGGAAGAAGAAGGAGAAGUCAGACAGCCAGCAGAAAACAGAAGUGCCCCCCGUGGACUCGGACUUGGAUCGGAAGCGCAGGGAGACCGAGGCCCUGCUGCAGAGCAUUGGCAUUUCACCAGAACCUCCGUUAGUCCCGACUCCCGUGUCCCCUUCCAAGUCUGUGGGCACGCCCAGUGAGACGGGGAGUCAGGACUCGGCGGAUGGAGGAGCAGCAGGCAGGUCAGGUUUCUCUAAAAACAAGUCCCAAGCUCAGAUCUCAAGGACGCUGCAGUGGGACACAGACCCGUCUGUGCUGCAGCUGCAGGUGGACUCAGAGCUUGGGCGAAGGAUGCAGAGGCUGGGGGCCUCUAAGAUCACACAAGUGGACUUCCUGCCCAAAGAGGUUGUCUCCUACAGCAAGGAGACGCAGACGCCGUCCAACCCCAACCAGUCCGAGGUAGAGGAGGAAGAGGAAGAUGAAGAGAUGAUGGAGGCAAAGCCAGGCCCAGAGUCUGAGCAGCGAGAUGAAGAUGAAAGCAAGGAAACCAAAGAAGGCUCGUUCCCAUUCCUGCGAGAGCUGACGGAAGAGGAGAGGCAGCAGAUCCUGCACUCCUCUGAGUUCCAGAGCUUCUUUGACUGCAGCAUCCGGGUGAUGGAGAGGGCUCUGGCUGAAGACAGCGACAUUUUCUUCGACUACAGUGGCCGAGACCUGGAGGAAAAAGAGGGAGACUCAGGUAGUGGCUCCAGUUUGUCCUUCAGCCGACUCUUCUAUGACGAGCACUGGUCCAAACAUCGUGUUAUCACCUGUCUGGACUGGUCCCCUCAGUACCCUGAGUUGUUGGUCGCCUCCUAUAAUAACAAUGAAGAUGCUCCUCAUGAACCAGAUGGUGUUGCCCUGGUGUGGAACAUGAAGUUUAAGAAGGCAACCCCAGAGUACAUCUUUCACUGUCAGUCUCCGGUGGUUUCUGUUGGUUUUGCCAAGUUUCAUCCCAACCUGGUUGUCGGAGGGACCUAUUCAGGACAGAUCGUCCUGUGGGACAACCGUAGUCACCGUCGGACCCCUGUCCAAAGGACUCCCCUGUCCGCUGCAGCACACACUCACCCAGUGUACUCCGUGAACGUGGUUGGUACCCAGAAUGCCAACAACCUGAUCACUGUAUCUACAGAUGGCAGGAUGUGCUCGUGGAGUCUGGACAUGCUCUCUCAGCCUCAGGAAACCAUGGAGCUGGUGUAUAAUAAAUCCAAACCCGUGGCAGUGACAGGCAUGGCCUUCCCCACUGGCGACGUGAACAACUACGUGGUGGGGAGUGAGGAGGGCACCGUGUACACGGCGUCCAGACAUGGCAGUAAAGCAGGCAUCUGUGAGAUGUUCGAGGGCCACCAGGGGCCAGUUACUGGCAUCAGCUGCCACGGUGCGGUCGGCACCGUAGACUUCUCUCAUCUCUUCAUCACAUCCUCGUUUGACUGGACCGUCAAACUCUGGAGCACCAAGCACAACAAGCCCCUGUACUCUUUUGAGGACAAUGCCGACUAUGUGUAUGAUGUCAUGUGGUCGCCGGUGCAUCCCGCCACGUUUGCAGCAGUGGAUGGCAUGGGUCGCUUGGACCUGUGGAACCUCAACAACGACACAGAGGUGCCGGCUGCCAGCGUGACCAUUGAGGGCGCUUCGGCUCUCAACAGGGUCCGCUGGUCGUCAGGAGGGAGGGAGGUGGCUGUGGGCGACUCAGAGGGCAGAGUUUGGAUCUACGAUACCGGAGAGCUGUCAGUGGCCCACCCUGAUGACUGGGCACGCUUUGCUCGCACGCUGAUGGAGAUUCGGGCUAACCGUGCCGAUGGUGAGGAGGAGGGGCCUAUGGAGCUGGCUUCAUAGAGACCAACUCUAAGACUGAAGUGUCUGGAAUCAGAAACUGCAUUUGUGUUCGUUGGUGUCAGCAUAGUAUGUUCUCUUUGCUCGAUUUUGUUUCCUGUAUGCUAGUGAAAAGGCCAAACUUUUUAUUGUAAUUGAUCUUCUUCUGUCAUUUUAAGUGAACAUUGUCAGGAUUCUGGGUGGUGUGUUGCUUUCUACUAGCCUUAUGAAGUCGUGUGUACUGUAACAAAGCUUUUCACUAUGUUAAAGCAGGGUCAUAGACUUGUCCUGAAUUGUUUACAAAAAAUCCUUUUAUGUUUGGUUUCUUGUUUUAAAUCAGCAUGCAACACAAACCUGAACUACUCCAGAAACAGAAGCUUUAUGUUCACGUUAUGACACAACCCGCUAUCUAUGUCUGUCAUUGAGUCUGAAUAAGAAGUUCAGCUGGAUGUUCUGUAAUGAUCUGUAUCCGUUAACCAGAGCUAUCAUGUAACCCAGAGUGAUCGCUGUGAAAGAUGCUGUUAAAGCAUAAUAAAUUACUGUCUUUAACUAUUGUUAAUUCAGCUAAUUAAACAGGAAAAAUACUA
Messenger RNA from Nothobranchius furzeri (turquoise killifish), 2893 nucleotides. Its product is annotated as cytoplasmic dynein 1 intermediate chain 1. NCBI's taxonomy places the organism in Eukaryota, Metazoa, Chordata, Actinopteri, Cyprinodontiformes, Nothobranchiidae. Gene Ontology annotation, molecular function: dynein light chain binding; dynein heavy chain binding. The record is from RefSeq and is a predicted model, not a curated record. Gene Ontology annotation, biological process: transport along microtubule. Gene Ontology annotation, cellular component: cytoplasmic dynein complex.